This is a messenger RNA of Sclerotinia borealis F-4128, 315 nucleotides long. NCBI's taxonomy places the organism in Eukaryota, Fungi, Ascomycota, Leotiomycetes, Helotiales, Sclerotiniaceae. The record is from the annotation of a GenBank genome assembly.
AUGACCUCAAUACAGUCCGCACAUACUUUACAGACUGUAUCUACAAUCUCUGCCGGAAUAUUUCUAUUGAUUCUACCUGUUAGGAUUUGGAAGCUGUAUAAAUCUCGCAUUAGGAAUACUCACAGCUGGCAGGGACCGUUCAAAGCUGUCGGCGCUUGGGAUAUGGCUCUCGAUCAUGCUGUCCUUACAUUGGACGAAUCUCUGGAACUCGGAGACUCAGCACAAGACCGGACUCUUGAUUUCACUAUCUACUUCUAUUCUUGCUACCCUUGGCCUAAGUCUACUUCUACAUCUGGAGAAUCGUCGACAUCAUAG